This is a messenger RNA of Saccoglossus kowalevskii, 695 nucleotides long. Its product is annotated as protein mono-ADP-ribosyltransferase PARP14-like. Lineage: Eukaryota; Metazoa; Hemichordata; Enteropneusta; Harrimaniidae. Gene Ontology annotation, cellular component: cytoplasm; nucleus. Gene Ontology annotation, molecular function: transcription corepressor activity; NAD+ poly-ADP-ribosyltransferase activity; ubiquitin-like protein ligase binding. The record is from RefSeq and is a predicted model, not a curated record. Gene Ontology annotation, biological process: negative regulation of gene expression; protein poly-ADP-ribosylation; positive regulation of type II interferon-mediated signaling pathway.
GAACGUGUACAGAACCCAGGAUUAUAUCGACAAUAUGUGAUCCUUAAACAAAACAUGGAUGCUAAGAAUCCUGUGGGAACAAUUAAUGAAAAAAUUUUAUAUCAUGGUACCAGUGGUGAUAGUGUUGUUAAAAUUAACCAUGGAGGUUUUAACAGAAGUUUUUCUGGUAAAAAUGCCACUGUGUAUGGUGUUGGGAGCUAUUUUGCUCUAGAAUCCGCGUACUCUGCACAGGACAAAUACUCACCAGUAGAUCCCAACGGUCAAAAACACGUCUACCAGUGUAAAGUAUUAACCGGUGUAUUCCACUGUUGGUCAUCGAAAUCUUCUUGUACCACCUUCUAGGAAUCCAAAUGACCCAACCGAUUGUUAUGACAGUGUUGUAAAUGAUGUUAAAAAUCCUCAAAUUUUUGUUGUUUUUAAUGAUGCAAUGGCCUAUCCCGAGUACCAUAUAACUUUUAAUUAAUUAUUUGUCAACUUUUAAGAAGUGAUUAUGUUUAUUCAAAAUAUAUUUGUAUCUGAUUUUAGAUUGGAGAGGCACUUCAUAUACGGAAGUAAAGUAUUCUUUGAUAUGUUAUCGGGACAGCUGUUAGCGUGUAAGUGAUUGGUGGUAUAUUGAUCACUUGCUUGACUUUCAGUAUUUUUCAGUUUAUUCAAGGAUUCUGUGUUUUCGAGGGUCACAUGAAAGCCUUGCUAGA